AUGAGACACCACACAGCUCACCAUGAGACACCAGCAAGCCUCACCAUGAGACACCAGCACAGCCUCACCAUGAGACACCAGCACAGCCUCACCAUGAGACACCAGCACAGCCUCACCAUGAGACACCAGCACAGCCUCACCAUGAGACACACACAGCCGACCGCACAGCCUCACCAUGAGACACCAGCACAGCCUCACCAUGAGACACCAGCACAGCCUCACCAUGAGACACCAGCACAGCCUCACCAUGAGACACCAGCAGAGCCUCACCAUGAGACACCCACACAGCGUCACCAUGAGACACCAGCAGAGCCUCACCAUGAGACACCAGCACAGCCUUACCAUGAGACACCAGCACAGCCGCACCAUGAGACACCAGCAGAGCCUCACCAUGAGACACCACACAGCGUCACCAUGAGACACCAGCAGAGCCUCACCAUGAGACAAAAGCACGGUUUCACCAUGAGACACCAGCACAGCCUCACCAUGAGACACCAGCACAGCCUCACCAUGAGACACCAGCAGAGCCUCACCAUGAGACACCAGCACAGCCUCACCAGGAGAUACCAGCACAGCUCACCAUGA
This is a messenger RNA of Knipowitschia caucasica, 585 nucleotides long. The record is from the annotation of a GenBank genome assembly. Lineage: Eukaryota; Metazoa; Chordata; Actinopteri; Gobiiformes; Gobiidae.